UCGCUGCGAACACGAUGUGGACGAAUGUGCGGGUCAUAAGUGUCCCAAUGGAAUGCAGUGCUUAGACAAGCUGCGUGGAUAUGAGUGCAGAUGUUCCGACCCUCAAGGCACAUGCGGAAGCUUCGCUCGAGGCUGUCAUCCAAAUCCAUGCGUGUCUGCUGACUCUGUGUGCCAAGAAACGGAUGAAUUGGGCAGCUUCCACUGUGAGUGCCCCCGUGGCUACCAGGGCUCGCGAUGCGCAGAAGACGUGGACGAGUGUGCAGCUCACAUCUGCGAACAUGACGGCCUCUGUCGCAACAAGCCGGGAAAGUUUGAGUGCUACUGUCGACCCGGAUACACAGGAACACGCUGCCACAUUGAGGUGAAUGAGUGCCUCUCACAGCCCUGCCUCAAUGGAGCGACCUGUGUGGACGGGGUGAACGAGUACAAGUGCAUCUGCCCUGGUGGCUAUCUGGGUGACCACUGCGAGAUAGACUUUAACGAGUGUGCCUCCAGUCCCUGCAUGCACGGGGUACCUGCCUGGACCAGUGUUGCUGAAGCGAAUGUGUCAUCCAUCUAUUAUCACUGUCGUGAGCUGAUGGGGUUUGCCUGGCUCUCGGUCAAUGGAUUUCGUUGCAACUGUCCUGCGGGCUACGAGGGUACCGCUGUGAACAUUGAUAUUGACGAGUGCCAAUCGGGACCAUGCCUCAACGGAGCAGGUUGCCUGGAUCUUGUCAUGGGAAGGAAUGACCAGGAACUAGUCCGUUUUGAGGAACGCCCACCGAUCCAUGAGGACGGUGGUGGAACUGUACGGUAUGAGUGCAACUGCACUGACACGGGCUUUGAAGGGGCACACUGUGAGCGGAACAUUGAUGACUGCUACCGGGCCUGCCAGCAUGGCGGCACGUGCGAAGACCGUGUGCGUGGUUUCCAUUGCCACUGCCAUGAGGCCUAUGAGGGCAGUUCCUGUGAAAUUGACAUACCGGACUGUGACCCCCCAAGGCCGUCGACGCCACCCUGCGAGAACGGGGCUGCCUGUCUCGAGCGCUCCAAUACGAGUCUCUGAGAAAACUAUCUGGGGCUCUUCCCGAGCUUCAGCUAUGCUACGGCUGCCGGAUACGUGUGCCUCUGCCCACCCGGAUUCAAUGGGACGAGAUGCGAAAACAACAUCGAUGACUGUCCGGGCCACAACUGCAGCGUCUAUGGCCACUGUGUCGACCUGGUGAAUGCAUAUCGCUGCGAGUGUCAGGCCGGUUAUGAAGGCGUGGACUGUGCAACUGAGGUGAAUGAAUGCGAGGCGUACCAACCGUGCCGCAAUGGUGCCACCUGCCAUGACAAGGUUGCCGACUAUGAAUGCACAUGUGCUGAUGGGUAUGGUGACAAGAACUGCUCAACACUUCUGCUUGGCUGCCGAAAAGCACCGUGUCUGAAUGAUGCCCGCUGUGAGCCACUAUUGACAGAUGACAGGCAGCACUCGUACCGCUGCCAUUGCCUGCCGGGAUUUGCUGGCAACACCUGCCAGACAGUUACAACUGCGUCACUGAACAAUGAAUCUACCUGGGACCUCAAUGUUGAGCGACAGCGUGAAGGGCCACUGGACCAUCACAAGUUGAGGAUGCAAUUCCGAACAACCCUUCCAGCGGGCCUGUUAGCACGCGUGGCCAUGGACAAAAGUCGCGUGCUGUUGGUUACCCUGUCGGAAGGCCACAUACUUGUAAAGUCUGCAGAUGACUCGUUGUCUGUCACUGUCGGCAAAGGGCUGAACAAUGCUGAAUGGAAUGAAUUGAAUCUGGAAAUGUCAUUGGGAUCGAUAUUCUUGUCCCUGACCGAAGGCCCUAAUGCAACAGCUUCGUUGCCCGGCUAUGAUCCAGCGACGCCACUGGUUUCAGUUGUCCUUGGAAGUGGACAGUCUCACCGAGAUACCUUGAACGGCAUUGCAAGUUUGCAGAAACAGAGCAGAAGCAGCUUCGUGGGAUGCUUAAGAGAAGUGUGGCUUGAUGGAGCGUUGCAGUUGCCACGGGACCAGGUUGGGAUGUCUGAAGGUUGUCCACGUGAGGAGCAGUGCGUUGUAGACACAUGCAGUGGCCAGGGCAACUGUGUGGAUCUCUGGAACCAGCAUGAGUGCCACUGCCGGCGACCCUACUAUGGCGAGCGAUGCGACAACAACUACCCAGCAGCCACCUUUGGUCAUCACAACAGUUUGAGCUUCACCAGGCUGCGGGUGAAGCCUGAACACUGGGGCAGCCUUGGCUUGGGAGUUGAGGCCACGCUGUUUGUGCGCACCCGGAGCCCGUCUGGCCUGCUCUUCUACAUUGGUGCAGACCCCUCGGCUGCACACUCUUCAUCCGGAGACGAGAGUUUCUUGGCUGCCCGACUACGCGAUGGGCAGCUUCAAGUGCUCCUGCUGAGCAGUGGCGCUGGAGCCACUUACGUACCUAAGGUUCUGCAUCCAUCCAAGUUGCGACUGGAUGACGGCAAGCUUCACUUCGUUCAGGUGUGGCUGAACGAAUCGUGGCUCGGAGCAGCAGUGGAUGGUCAGGAGAGCUUGGCACCCCCAAUGAGUGGCAAUGCCAUUGCCCCCCAUAUUAUCUACCUUGGGUGGCUGCAGCCUCAGAGUCAGCCACCGCUCAGGCGCCGGCGCCGGCAGGUCGGAAGCUCUUCGUGGUUAGCAGAGCUCACUGAUUCCCUUGGCAACGUCGACGCAUUCAAGGGAGUGCUGCAAGACUUUAGGCAACGAGUGCACGUACUCUGGCUGCUGCUCUUCCUCCGGGGUCUCCAACGGAAGUCGACUGAGGGCGUCAGGACCCGGCUUGUACUCGAUCUUGAAGCUCCCAGUAGCAGUGCCCAACGCUGGAUCCGGGCAGCGGCCAUGAGAGGUGUCGGGCGGUCUUCUCGGAAAAGACCCACCAACGGCUUGUGA
Molecule: messenger RNA, 2899 nt
Organism: Rhipicephalus sanguineus (brown dog tick)
Lineage: Eukaryota; Metazoa; Arthropoda; Arachnida; Ixodida; Ixodidae
Product: protein crumbs-like
Biological process (GO): establishment or maintenance of epithelial cell apical/basal polarity; heterophilic cell-cell adhesion
Cellular component (GO): plasma membrane; protein-containing complex
Molecular function (GO): calcium ion binding
Source: RefSeq, a predicted model, not a curated record